Messenger RNA from Fraxinus pennsylvanica, 1404 nucleotides. Lineage: Eukaryota; Viridiplantae; Streptophyta; Magnoliopsida; Lamiales; Oleaceae. The record is from the annotation of a GenBank genome assembly.
AUGCUGCCGGCGGUUCUUCAAAAUGCUCAUCAGCUACACGAUUACGCCACGGCCGUCCUGAACGAAUGCGGCGGCACAUACGAGUUCAAAGGGCCCUGGUUUGCUAACAUGAACAUGUUGGCCACUUGUGAUCCUGCCAAUAUCCAUCAUAUUAUGAGCAAAAAUUUCUCAAACUACCCCAAAGGUCCGGAAUUCAAGAAAAUAUUUGAUAUUCUGGGAGAUGGGAUCUUCAGUUCUGAUUCUGAAUUAUGGGAACUUCAUAGAAAAACCACCAUGUCCCUAAUGAAUCAUGCAAAAUUUCAUCAGGUCUUAGAAAAAAUCAUUUGGGACAAGAUUGAAAAUGGGCUCCUUCCUGUUCUUGAUCAUUUCAAUAAAAUGGGAAAUGAGAUUAAUUUGCAGGAAAUUUUUCAGAGGUUUACUUUCGACAGUUCAUGUAAAUUGGUACUGGAUUAUGAUCCAUGCAGUUUGUCCAUUGAUUUACCCUAUAUUCCAUGUGAAAAAGCUUUUAAUGAUGCAACAAAAGCCCUUUUGCAUAGACAUAUGUUGCCAGAAAGCGUGUGGAAGCUCCAAAAAUGGCUGGGAAUUGCUACGGAAAAGAAGCUGGCUAAAGCUUGGGAGGCAUUUGAUCAAUUUAUAUAUCCUUGCAUUCCAUUAAAGGAGGAACAGAGCAAUGGCACCAAAGUGCAAGAUGAAGAUUUUAGCUUGUUAACUGGAUUUUUGAAAGCAUACAAAGGAAAGAGAAGUGCUUCUGGUGAUGAAAGAGACUUCAUGAGAGACACCUUAUUGGCCUUGAUCUUUGCAGGUAGGGAUACCACAAGUACUACUCUAACAUGGUUUUUCUGGCUGAUUGCCUUAAAUCCCCGGGUGGAAAUCAAGAUACUUGAAGAGAUUCAAACAAACUUCCACGACAAAGAAGACAAAACGUGCAGGUUUUUUAAUGCAGAAGAAUCUCGAAAAUUAGUCUACCUCCACGGAGCAUUGUGCGAGACUCUUAGGCUAUUCCCUCCCGUGGCACUGGAACACAAAUCACCAGUUCGACCGGACAUCCUCCCAAGUGGUCACUGUAUCCCUCAAAAUACUAAAAUAAUCCUAUUCUUUUACUCAACAGGAAGGAUGGAGAGAAUAUGGGGCAAAGAUAGUUUAGAAUUCAAGCCGGAGAGGUGGAUUUCCAAGCACGGUGGAAUAAAGCACGAACCGUCAUUCAAGUUUCCAGCGUUCAAUGCUGGCCCAAGAACCUGCAUUGGUAAGGAGAUGUCUUUUGUGCAAAUGAAAAUGGUGGCAGCAACUAUGAUAUAUAAUUACCAUGUUCAAUUGGUGGAAGGUCAAUCAGUUUCUCCUAGUGAUUCUAUCAUAAUUCAAAUGAAACAUGGUUUAAAGGUCAAGUUAUCCAAAAGACAUGCCUGA